UACACGAGUUCACGAACGGGCGCAGCUCCAAAAGGUCGCCCCGACUCUAAACAUUUACCAAAAAAAAAAAUUUAAUUAGCCAGGUCCAAGAGUCCAAGUCAAAUUCCAUUGUGCCGCCAUCAUACGGGGCUAAAAAGUUAACUGCCAGUUAAUAACGAGUCCCGCGAAGUACAGUCAGAUCAAAACAGGUGUUAUUUGGUCCCGAAAACUAAACGUACAGUUGCGCCAAAACACAUUGUGAUAUGUAUUUUACUUAAUGCAAUGUCCACUUCAAUUUAUUUAGAACCAACUGUAGCCUAUUAAAGGUUCUACUUGUUUUCAUUCAAUCAUAUGCUUAUGUGUGUAAUAGGAUUACACAAUAUAAACCGAAACGCAAUUUAUAUAUGAAUGUACAUUUUGAAAUACGAACGCAUAGGAUUGGACAGUAAUGCGGAUGUUAAACUAUUAUGCUCCACUAUUGGGGGAUAUUCCAUAUCGAAACCGGUACUUUUAAAAGUGGCGCCAAACUAAAACCGAUAUUAUAGCAUUCACACUUGGCUGCAUUUUUCUUUUGCUCUUCUGAAGUAACUGUAGAUGCGGGUGUCAAGCAAAACAGAAAUAAUUUCAAUAUUUGCAAAGCCCAAACUUGCAUCUUCAUUAAAAUACAAGAACUAAACAUAUAGCAGUUAAGUACACUUUCCUUUUGGCCGAAUUUGGACAGUGAGAACAUUAUAUUGGGCAUUGUAAUGUUCUGUUAUCGAAAGCAUCUUGUGGCGCCAAUUAUCGGCUAUCGACGAUACGUUGCAAAAAACAAAAGCGUAAACAACAUGUGCGAAUCGGUUACUCCGGCGGAUCAGCGCAAUGUGGAGGUGAAGGCACGGAUUCCGGGUGGAUCUGAGGGCUUUGAGCAGCGCCUAAUCUUGGCCAGAAACCUGAGCGGCAGCCAGGAUGCGCAGUUAAUCGAGCAGAGGGACGUCUUCUUUGAAUCUCCGCUGGGUGGACGGCUUAAAUUGCGCUACUUACAGACGCCAUCGCGCUCCCAAUUGGUCUACUACGAUCGUCCCGAUGUGGCCGGUCCCAAGCUUUCCAAGUUCAACAAGACGGAGGUGGACGAACCGGAGGUGCUGGAGAAGAUCCUGAGCCAGUCGAACGGCGUACUUGGUGUCCUGGCCAAGCGACGGCACUUGUUCCUUUGCGGACAGACGCGCAUCCACCUGGACGAGGUAAAGGAUCUGGGAUACUUCAUGGAACUGGAGGUGUGCCUGACAGAGGAUCAAACCCUCGAGGAGGGUCAAGCCAUUGCCGAGAAACUGUCCAGGGAACUGGGUAUCCAGGAGGCGGACCUCAUGAUCGGCUCGUAUUUCGAUGCUCUCAGAAAGCUCAAUCAUUAAUCAUUCAUUUUGUACAUCCUCGUUAGGAUUAGUUCUGUACCCAAAAAAUGGGACUCUGUCUUGUAUCAUAGAAUUACCAACAUUUGUUAUCCAUAAAACAUUCUGUGAGGCAAACAAAAAAUGUAUGUAUGUAAAUG
Molecule: messenger RNA, 1507 nt
Organism: Drosophila melanogaster (fruit fly)
Lineage: Eukaryota; Metazoa; Arthropoda; Insecta; Diptera; Drosophilidae
Exons: 3
Coding region: 726-1370 (214 amino acids)
Source: RefSeq, marked reviewed